This is a messenger RNA of Ornithodoros turicata, 2391 nucleotides long. Its product is annotated as probable lysosomal cobalamin transporter. NCBI's taxonomy places the organism in Eukaryota, Metazoa, Arthropoda, Arachnida, Ixodida, Argasidae. The transcript has 14 exons. Gene Ontology annotation, cellular component: vacuolar membrane. The coding region runs from base 71 to 1567 and encodes 498 amino acids. The record is from RefSeq and is a predicted model, not a curated record. Gene Ontology annotation, biological process: protein localization to vacuole.
CGUGCUGUGCUUGUUUAUCAUUGUGAUCAUUGUCAUGUGAAUGAUGUGAUCAAAAGAUCAAAACAAAAAUAUGUUGCUCCCAGCGAGUGUCCAAGCAGCGGGAUAUAUUCCCUUCACCGUUGUACUUCUGGUGGUCCUCGCCCUGUCCAUAACCUAUGUGCUGUACCUGGUACGGAGGCGCCGCAGGACAGCGCGUUUCUCAACAUGGAGUGCAAUAGUUGCACUAUUUGUGGCACUGCUUACGUCAGUCUUGCUUCCAGUCGACAUCUUUAUUGUGUCAUACAUGAAAGACUCACACGGAAACUUCACGGAAUGGGCAGCAAGCAACACCUCUCGCACCGAAAUAGAAGACGCGAUGCUCUUGGGCUACUACGUACUCUACAGCUUCCUGCUUCUCUUCGCGUUUGUCUUCCUACCAUUUGCCUACUUCUUUGCUGAAGAUGAGGAUGACGAUGAGGAUGUUGGAUGGCAGUCUCGUGCAUGUACCGGAUUGAAGUACACGAGUGCUUUUGUUUUCCUGGCUGCACUGCUCUUUGGAAUUGGUGCGGUGAUCCCUCUACAAAAGCCACCACCAAAUGGAACUGAGAUAGAUAAGCUUGAAUUCAUCAUCGAAGAGUUAAAAAGCAACAAGGGAGAAGAUGCAUUGGGAUUUGUGCUUGCAGUUCUCGGUCUCAUUGGGAUGGCCGUGAUUAUUCUUUAUAUGGGUAGCGGCCUUGCUGUAUUCCCGAUGAGGCUGAUAUGCGGGAAGAGCAGCAGCAAGAAUCUCUUAGGAGGAAAUGCUGGAAACAACGGGGCAGCACAAGGUGGCGCAAAGAUACUGUGUCUCAUCCUGGGAGGAGGCUGGCGACUUGUUGAGAUUGUAGUGGGCAUUUUGUGUCUGCUUUUAGCAGUGACCUUUUGGAUUUCCCUGCUGUUGGCCAACAUUGACAAAAUAGAGCACUCCCUGGGCUACAAGACGGGAUACCUGCUGCCAAAUCACACACUGCCAAACCCUCUUGACAUGCUGCUCGUCUAUGCCCAAAGUGUGUAUCCACUCGACUACGUGUUAUUUGUCAUCCUGAUUCUGUUCCUGGUCUUGUGCACGAUAUACAGCAUUCAGAGGAUCGGUAUCUGGUUCCUCUGGCUGAGGGUUGCACGUAUCCGUGCAGGGCGGACAUACGCACGAGGAUUGUUGCUGCUUUGCCUGUCGCUGAUGUAUGCCAUGAUUGCCAUCCAGCCACUUAUCUUUGCCGUGGCACCACGAUAUGUCACCUAUGGCUCGGAGCAUUUUGUGCAACAUAUUGGCAACAAAACUCAUCCCGAAACCGUCGCUGUACGCUGCAACGCGGAAACUUCUCUGCCAGACGACUGCGUCAUGACACGUGCCAGUGUCUUGCUGAUGCGCUUCUUCUACAAAGCAUGGAUCUUUGGUGCAGCUUAUUACUGGGCCACCUGGGUAUUCCUACUCAUAACGCCGGUCGCAGCUGUUACCUUUGCAGUUAGAGACUGUCGCCGGUCGCACGACGAUGACGAGGACUCUCUCGAAGAUGAGCUGGAGGACAGCGAUGACCACAUGCUGCGUGCUUAGUCCGUGCAACAUGCAGCAUUAGGGUUCCUUUUUGAUGUUAUAGGCUUUCGUUAAUGUUUCCAAACAGCUGUACGGAAACUAAAUUGCAUGUAGCUCAGGGCAAACCACUCUGCAACUUUGCCAUUGCAGCAGUAACAACAGUCCAGAGACUUCUUCUCACAAAAUGAAAGAGGCCUUGACAGCAACACCAAAGGAACAGGACUCAUCCGUUACGUCAUUUGUAAUUUAUGCACAAAAGAAAUUGCAAUUCGCUCCUUCCCUCUUCUCGCCUCGCCUCGGUUUCCACGAACAAUCUCCCGUGGUGAUUGGGCAAAUCGUUUGAGGGGACCAAUGGGAGGCGACGCAACCAAUGAAUUUCAUUCCGUAAGUGUUGCUGUCAAGGUAACAGCAUUUUUCACUCCACGAGGAGAAAUCUUUACAGUUUGAUGCUGCUUUAACGAUGUUGAUGCACUUGCUUCCUGUUGAUGUCUUGUAGAGAAAGCAGUAUGGAUUAGUCUUUGUCUUGUACAUUACUGUGUACAAAGCUUCUUUACGUUUGUAUGAUUACUGUUCAGUCAUAUUUAUAUGUUAUCUGUUACUUUGUACAACCACCGACUUUAUGUUUGCGAGAUUGUUGAUUUUUAGAAUAGUUCAGCUGUGAAAAAAUGGCUAGGAAGCGAGCGAGCUGGUGAAGAUGAUGCAUAAUGUAAAACCCCGAGACUAGGGAACACGAAAGGACUCGUGUUUGUGUCUGUCCUUUCGUGUUCCCUAGUCUCGGAGUUCAGUUGUGAUAUGAUGACAGAAACUUGCGUUCAUGUAAUAAAGGAGUUUCUAUUUAAACACUG